AUGAUUUUUGGAGAAUCUUCUAAGAUUACUGGGAUUGCUGAGUCUGAUGCGCGGCGCCAGCUGCAGGGUCAGAUGCGUUCGGCUUGGGGUUUAUCCAUCGCUGAUCCUCAACACGGACUAAAAGCUCUGGGAUGGUCAGAUUAUGAUCCUGAACUUCGACCCUUGCUGGAAUCGGUCUUGAUAAUCAUCCAAGCAUGUCUUUGGGACCACGAAAGGCUCCGGUCAGCGAUGUGCAACUCUGCUAGCGCAAAUAUGAGUCAACUCAAUAUUGCUUAUGCCAGGUACUUUUAG
Molecule: messenger RNA, 291 nt
Organism: Penicillium hordei
Lineage: Eukaryota; Fungi; Ascomycota; Eurotiomycetes; Eurotiales; Aspergillaceae
Product: CAZyme family CE10
Exons: 2
Coding region: 1-291 (96 amino acids)
Source: RefSeq, a predicted model, not a curated record